UCAAAAUAAUUGUCUUUUAAAUCGAUCGACCCUUUCAUCAUACUAUAUUGACUAUUUUCCCGGUUGUUUUAACUUAAAAACCUCUAAAACUAUAUCAAAACUCCAUCGGUAACAUUCCCCUGCGCUCGACAUAUGUUUGAAGUGUACUUUCCAGUGUUUACUCUCACUGUGUAGGGUUUCCAAGUCUUGCUACGCAUGAUCGGUUGUUUUGUCCGGAAAUGUUGGUUUCGGUGUUGAAUUUCGGGUAAAAAAAGACAGGAUGGACCUUUCUCCGGACGAGGACAACUUCCAGGGCCGCCUGUUGCAUCAGGCGGCGCUGUGGGACAACGUGGAGCUGCUGCAGGAGCUGAUCUCGAGCGGCGCGGACGUGAACUCGCGCGACAGCUGCGGCCGCACGGCGCUGCACGGCGCCGCGCUGGCGGAGCGCAGCCGCUGCCUGCGGGCGCUGUGCGGCGCCGGCGCCGACGUGGAUGCGCGCUCCGACCACGCCACCGGCGGGAAGACGGCGCUGCACAUAGCGGCGGAGCGCGGCCACGUGGAGAACAUCCGCGCGCUGCUGGCGGCCGGCGCGGCGCUGGCGGCGCCCGACGCGGCCGGGGACUGCGCCCUCGCGCUGGCCGAGCGGAAUGCGCACAGGCACGCCGCGCACGCGCUCCGGGACGCCAGGGAUGCCCUGGAACGUGAACGCCUCUCUCAACACGCUCAGCUGCGAGAGGUGCUGUCCCGCGGAGACACGCAGCAGCUGAAGGCGAAGUUGGCAGCAUUGGGGACUGCUGCCGGCAUUGUGGCCAACCUGACGCCGAAUGGCGCCAACACUCUGCUAUACGUGGCGACCGAGGCGGGCCUCACCGCGGCCGUGUCGGCGCUGCUGGAGGCCGGCGCCGACGGGCGCGCGCACCCCGUCACCAAGUACUGCCCGCUGUACAUCGCCGCCUACCACGGCCACGGCGACAUCGCCAAGCUGCUGCUGGCGCACUUCCCCCAAGCUGUACAGCAAGAGACGGUGGAGAAAUGGCUCCCGCUGCACGCGGCCUGCAUCGGCGGCCACGCCGGCAUGGUCACGCUGCUGCUGGAGUAUCCAUACCCUCAGCAUCUGUACUCUACGUACACCGACCCGUCGGGCAAGUGGCAGUACCGCGCGGCGUUUGACGUGAACGCGCGCGACGUGAGCGGCCAGACGGCGCUGUACGUGGCCUGCACGCUGGGCAACCUGGCCGUGCUGGAGGCGCUGCUGGGCCACACCGUGCCCUGCACGCCCACCACCACCCCGACGGAGGACCCGCCCCCCGCGCCUGCGCAGAUCCUGUCCCCGCACCGCGGCGGCAUCUCGCUCGGGAUACACGCCAUCGUCAACAAACUCACUGGAAAUAAAAAGGACGCCCCCGCCGAGAGCGAGCGCCGCGUGCGCCCCGUGAGCGUGGAGGCGUGCCGCGCGGGCGACAGCUGCGUAGCGUGCUGCGCGCGGCUGGGGCACGUGCGGCUGCUGCGGGCGCUGCUGAGGGCCGGGGCCGACCCCAACGCGCCCGCCGCAGACCCCGCCGGCGACCACGGCGCCGCGUCCCCCCGCAGCCGGCGGCGCUCGCGCAGCGCCUCCGCCCCGCGCGCCUCCGCCGACCCGUCGCCCGCCAGAUACAACGCCGACAGGGAGGUGCCGUGGACGGCGCUGGCGCUGGCGGCGCGCGCCAAGAACGUGCAGCUGGUGGAGCUGCUGCUGCAGCACGGGGCCACGGACCCUCACUGCCGCGCGCUGCGGGAGUGCGCCCGCCACGGCCUGGGGGACCUGGUGUGCGCGCUACUGGCCACCAAGGCGUACCCGGACCCGGACUACAAGCUGAACAAGUCGGCCCUAUCGGAGGCCGUGCUGUGGUCCCAGGGCGGGGCCGCGGAGGACUCGUCGUUCCGCGCGCGCUGCCCCUCCACGCCCGUCAUGCUGGCCUGGCGCCAGCUGCGCUGCCAGCUGCCCGCCAUACGCAUGAGCUGGGUCCGCGCGGCCGCCCUGCGCGUCAACUCGCAGCUGGCGGGCGGCGCGGCGGCGCUGCACGCCAUCACCAGGGUGGACGUGGCCAACAACGAGCUGCGGCUGCUGCCGCCAGAGCUUUUCAGCUUGAUCAGCCUCAGGUACCUGAACGCGGCCCAGAACAAGCUGGAGCGCCUGCCGGGCGCCGCCGAGGGUGGCGACGAGGAGCGCCGCCGCCGCGGGCGCCGGCCGCCGCCGCCCGUGUACACGGCGCGGGCGCUGCACGAGCUGUACCUGCAGGACAACCGGCUGGAGGAGAUCCCGGCCGCGCUGUUCUCGCUGCCGGCGCUGGCCACGCUGGACGUGUCCAACAACAAGCUGCGGCGGCUGCCCACCGCCGUGUGGGGUGCGCCCGCGCUGCGGGACCUCAACGCCGCCUUCAACCACCUCAAGGACCUGCCGCACGCCGAGGCCGCCGGCGAGGCCGCCGCGACGCUGGUGUCUCCGUCCGAGUGCUCCCCGCAGCUCAGCGCCUCCUCCUCCCUCGGCAGCGGCAACUUCCCCUUCCUGCAGAAUGCUAAGUCGUGGUCGCGCAGCCCGUCCAUAGAGGCGAGCGAGUCGGAGGCCGACGACGAGGACGCCGUGCCGCGGGUGCGGGGCCGCGCCGGGAACGCCGUGUGGUCGGCGGCGUCCCGCGCGCAUGCGUGGCGCGGCGCCGUGGCGGCCGAGGCGGCGGGGGCCGCGGGGGCGGGGGCGGGGGCGGGGGCCGGGGCGGGCGCCCCGCUGGCCAGCCUCAACCUGGCGCACAACCAGUUCAGCUGCGUGCCGCCCGCCCUGGCCUGCCUCGCGCCACACCUCACCAGGCUCAACAUGGCCUACAACUCGCUCAGGUCGAUGUCGUUCGUGACGUCAUACCCCACCAGCCUCCGCCAGCUGGACCUCAGCCACAACGAGAUCUCCUGCUGGCCCAGCCUGCCGCAGGUGGAGCACUUCGGGUCGUCGGAGGGGGACCCACUGGCGUGCUACUGCGCCGGCGCAGCGCCGCGGGCCGCGCGGCCGCGCUCCGGGGGCUCCGUGCGGGCGCAGCUGCUGAGCGCCGCAUGUCCAGCCAAAAGACACCUGAGGCUCGAGGGGCUCAGGACACUGAUCCUGGCCAACAACGUGCUGACUCGCAUCCAGCUGACGACGGAUGACGACGGGCUGCCCGCCGCGCCCCACGACGGCUCCACAGACCACGAAGACGACGCCGACUGGGCUGCGGGCGGAGCGCUGCGCGCGCGGCUGCUGUUCCCGCUGCUGUCCAUGCUGGACGUGUCGGGCAACCUGCUGCGCUGCGUGCCGCCGCACAUCCACGAGCUCACCAACCUGGCCGUGCUCAACAUAUCAGGGAACAAGGACAUCACGGACCUGCCCCCGACGAUGGGCCUCCUGUCGCGCCUCUGGAACCUGUCCGCCGCCGGGUGCUCGCUGCAGGAGCCCCUCCGGUCCAUGCUGGCGGGCGGCAAGUACCGCAGCAUGGACGUCGUGGGCUACCUGCGCUCCGUGCACCACGAGGCACGCACGUACACCCGCCUCAAGCUCAUGCUGCACGGCGUCCAGGGCAUCGGUAAGACCAGCCUGUUGGAAUGUCUUCGGCAAGAGUCUGCCAUACAACACAGGAGGAAGCCCACAGACCACUGGGCUAAGCGCAUGGGCAACAAGUCGUCUCGCCGCGGCAACAUGUCAACAGUCGGCGUGGAUAUCGGGACCUGGACCUACGAGAAGCAGAGGUCCAACCGCGGACCUGUGACCUUUCGGACCUGGGACUUCGGCGGCCAGCAGGAGUACUACGCGACUCACCAGUACUUCCUGUCGCGGCGGUCGCUGUACCUCGUCGUGUGGAAGGUCACGGACGGUCGCAAGGGCCUCGCCUCCGCCCUCAACUGGCUCAGGUCCAUACAAGCCCGCGCCCCCGGCGCGCCCGUCAUCAUGGUCGCGACACAUUACGACCAAGUGGCUAAUAGCAAUCUCCCUGAGAGCGAGAGCCCUGAGGCUCUACAACGGGUCAUCCGCAGCGGCAUCAUGGGCGCCGCCGACGCGGACAAACUGGGCCUGCCGCGUGUGCUGGACUCCGUCGAGGUGUCGUGCAGCACGCGUCACAACAUCAGGCUUCUAGCGGACAUCAUCUACACCAUCGCGUUCAGCGUUAAACCUCCUGGCAGCAAGGAGCCGCUGUUGGAGCAGCGUGUGCCGGCGACGUACCUGGCGCUGGAGGAGUGUGUGACGGCGCUUGCGCAGGAGUUGCGGGAACCGGUACUGCGGCAUGAGGAGUAUAAGAGACUGGUGACGCAGUAUAUGCAGCAGCGCGGGAUGCGUAUGUUCCGGGACGCGGCCGAGCUGCACCAGGCGACUAUGUUCCUGCACGAGAACGGGGUGCUGCUCCACUAUGACGACGCGACCCUCAAGGAGCUGUACUUCCUGCGGCCGCAGUGGCUGUGCGACGUGCUGGCGCACGUGGUCACCGUCAGGGAGAUCAACCCCUUCGCCAGCAGCGGCAUAAUGAAGAUCGAAGAUCUGGCGCAUGUGUUCAAGGCGUCUCCCCAACUGGCGCGCGGCGAGGAGGCGAGCUGGCUGGGGGUGUCUUUGUUGAACAAGUUCGAGCUGGCGCUGUGCUGGGACGCGCGGCUGCUGCUGGUGCCGCCGCUGCUGCCGGCGAGGGAGCCGCCGCAACAGCAGCUGCCGCUGCGCCCGCGCUCGUGGGCGUCGGACCGCGCCGCGCCGCCCCGCGCCUGGCCGCUGCCGGUGGCUGCGGCGCCAGACUCGCGCGGGACUGACUCGCCUACACUCAUCAACGACUCGUGCGCCAGCACGGUGGCGACGGGCCGCAGCGGGGCGGCGCCGCUGCGGCGGCUGCUGCUGGUGUCGUACGUGCCGUGCGGCUUCUGGGCGCGGCUGGUGACGCGCCUGCUGGCAGACACCGCGCUGCGCGGCGCCGCGCCGCUCAUGUACACGCCGCCGCCGGAGAUGGAGAUGGACGAGUCAAUAUCAAAGGCGUUAGACCUCAACUGGGGCUGGAAGCUUUGGUCGACGGGGCUCAAGCUGGUCAGCGGGGACCUGACGAUGUUGGUGGUGCGCGAGUUGCCGGCCUCGCGGGACCCGCUGCUGGGUCCCCUGCUGGGACCUACCCACGACGGAGGGGUCUACAGGGACCUCAGACUCCGCGUGAAGCAGGAGGGCGGAUGGUGCGAGCUGGAUGUAUCAUCUUCGGCGUGCGUGGAGAUACAGCUGCCUGCGCUCACGUGCUCCGUGAGGAGGGAGGACCACGCUCCAAUUGGCGGCUACCAGAGUAUCAGCCUGGAGCCGAACCCGGAGACGCUAGCGAAGCUGCUGGCGCUGGUCUCCGAGCACGUGGACCUCCUGCUGGAGGACUGGUACCCCUCACUCGGCACUCGGUUCGUGCACACGUCGGAGGGCCGCUGCCUGAUCACGCGCGUGGUGCCGUGCCCCGCCUGCCUCAAGGAGCUGCAGCCGCAGGACCCGCCCCGGGAGGACGACUACCCUCUCUCGCAGGCACUCCGGCGGCUGGAGCUGGAGGGCGCAGCGGGGGAGGGCGCGGCGGGGGAGCGGCGGCCGCGGCUGUCGGAGGAGUCGCGGGCCUCCGACGGGGACAGCGGGGUCGGCGCUGAGAGCUGCGCGUCGUCCCGCCUGGGCUCUGUGGAAGGCCAGAUCUCCAGCUCGCGCGUGGCGACAGCGUGGAGUGUGGAGGAGUGCAUCCUGUGUGCCUGCAGCGGCCAGCAGCCGGUCUGCAGCCACCACGCCGUCAGCCUGAGGGACAUAGCGCCUGAUCUGCUGCUGCUGGACGUAGAGGAGUCGAAGCGCGCCCGCUGGGAUCAGAUAACGCGAGGCGCGGUGUGCGGCCGGGGCGCCUUCGGCACCGUGCUGCAGGCCGUGUGGCGCCGCCCGGGGCACGACGACGUCAAGGUGGCUGUGAAGGCGCUGCAGCCGGUGGCUCCGCCCGGACCCACCGACCUUCAGGCGCACCACGCGUACAAGGCGGCAGUGUCCCGCUGGGAACGCGAGCCGUGGUCGGCGGCGUGCCGCGCGUACUGCGCCGUGCGGCAGGAGCUGAGCAUCCUGCAGCAGCUGCGGCACGCGCACGUGCUGCCGCUGCUGGCCGUCACGGCCGCGCCGCUCGCGCUGCUGCUGCCGCUGGCGCCGCAGGGCGCGCUGGACGGCGUGCUGCGCCAGUACCGCGGCUGCGGCGCGCGCAUGGGCCCGCGUGCUCUCCGAGCCGCCGCGCUGCAGCUGGCGCGCGCGCUCGAGUACCUGCACGCCAGGAGGGUCGUCUACAGGGACCUCAAGUCUGAGAACGUGCUGGUGUGGGCGAUGCCGACGCCGCAGGAGGCGGCCGCCGCCGAGGCCAGCCCCGCGCCCGUGGACGUCCACAUCAAACUGGCCGACUACGGCAUCAGCCGGCUGGCGCCGCCCUCGGGCACGAAGGGCUUCGGCGGCACAGAGGGGUUCAUGGCGCCCGAGAUAAUGCGCUACAACGGCGAGGAGGAGUACAACGAGAAGGUGGACUGCUUCUCGUACGGCAUGGUGGUGUACGAGAUGGUGACCCUGCGCGCACCCUUCGAGGGCCACGAGGCCGUCAAGGAGGCCGUGCUGGAGGGCGCCCGGCCAACGCUCUCGCCCAGGGACCUGGAGUACCCGUGCUGCAUCCUAGAGAUGAUGCGCCGCUGCUGGGCCGCAGCGCCGGCGCUGCGCCCCUCGGCCGCCGCGCUGGUGGCGCUGUGCUGCGCGCCCGAGCUGCCCAACCUGCAAGACGCCGCGUCGUGCAGGCAGGCCGCGGCCGCUGUGGCCGUGCCCGUCGACACCGAGGAGGGCGGCGGGUGGGAGGUGUGGUACGCGGGCGAGCCGGAGCGGGUUCACACCCUGCUGUGCACGCCCACCGCCUUCACUCACCACCACACGGUGCGGAUACCGCCCGUGAAGACAGAUCCGGUGACAGUGACGGCCAUGUGCCGCGUGGGGCCACGCGUGUGGCUCGGGGACUCCGCCGGGAGAGUGUCUGUGUACAGCGCGGCGUCGUGCGCGCGCGAGUGGGAGGUGUGCGUGCGCGAGGCGGUGGGCGGCGCCGCGGCGGCCGUGGCGGCGCUGUGCCCGCUGGCGCCGCUGCGCCGGGUGGCGCUGGCGCUGCGCAGUGGCAGGUUGUUCCUGGUGACGAGCACGCGCCCGGAGGCGGAGGGCAGCUUCGUGCUGACCGAGCUGGGCACCGCCACCGAGCUGUGCUGCCUCACGGCCCUCGCCACGCACCAGGGCUGGGAGGUAUGGGCGGGCGGCGAAGGCCUGUACGCGUACGGCGUGUGCAGCACGGGCGUGUGCGGCGCGGACACCCUGGCGCUGCCCACCCCGCAGCCCAGCAGGCGUGCAGACGCGGAGCAGCCGCCGCAGCACCAGCGGGUGACGCUGCUGGCGGCCAGCAGCGACCAACCAUUCGUCUUCGUCUUCUGCGACCCUGGAGUAUGCGUGUACCAGUACUCGGUGUCCACCAAGCAGCAGACGGCGCGGCUCGACUGCAGCAAGCUGGUGCCCUGCUCCGAGAGCCUGCAGACCAUCAGCAUCGAGCACCGCGCUCCCAGCACCUGCAGGCUGACGUCCCUGUGCUGCGCGGGCGGGCGCGUGGCGGCGGGCGCGGCGGGCGGCGCCGUGCUGCUGGCCGCCGCGCACUCGCUGGCGCCGCUCACCGUGUUCCGGCCCUACGAGGAGCACGUGUCGUGUAUUCUGUCCUUGGAGGCUCAUGCUGCGGCGGGCGACUCCAUGCUGGCCACGAUGGGCACCGGAUAUCGACCGCUCAUAAACAGAUACGCGCCGCAGCAACAGUCGAAUAACAACUCCAGCCAGCCAGCCAACAACUACGCCGGCCCCUACUGUCUGCUGUGGCGGGCGCUGCACUGGCUGCCCGACUAAACCGACUACAGCGACUACCGACUACCAAGCCCCCGACUAUUGUAGUCUCGAGUCGUCUCGACUACCGACUACCAGGAUGUUGAACUAUCGUAGUUUGGAUUAGUCUCGACUACCGACUACCAGGAUCCGAAUCGUAGUCUCGACUACCAACUACCAGGCUACCGUCUAUCAUAGUCUCGACUACUGACUACCACGGUGUCCAACUAUAAUAGCCUCGAGUAGUCUCGACUACCGACUACCAGGUUACCGACUAUUGCAGCCUCGACUACCAACUACCAAAGUCACGACAUACGUAGUUUUGACUACCGACUACCAGGAUGUCCAUCUAUCGUAGUCUCCAGUAGUCUCGACUACCGACUACCAAGCCUGUGGUUGUAAUCCAUUUUAAUAAGCUAGAUGACUGGGUCAAAGGUAAAUUAUAUAACGCUAAUCUAGAAAUAGAAGUCAGUUUAAGAUGAUCAAAAAUCAAUCCCAUUUUUCUUUUUACUUAUUCACGAAUUUUAUCUUAAAGUAAUCAUAAUACAUUAUAAACUAUAUCUCCACCAACCCGCAGUGGAGCAGCGUGGUGGAGUAUGCUCCAUACCCCGAUUGGUUGAGGGAAGGCCUGUGCUCAGCAGUGGGACGUAUAUAGGCUGUUUACGUACUGUUAUGUAUAAGAAAGUGAUAAAAACGCGAAUAAUAAUUUGCUUCUCCCAAUUUCAUGUGAAAAUAGAGUCGAUACACGCCCGUAACCUCAACCGGGGUGGGCAGAACGACUAGUCUAAAUGCUAUACAGGGUGUUAGUGACAUCGCAACUGAGGGGGAUGAUUCAGACCAUGAUUCUGAGUUGAUAUCAAGUGGAAAUUCCUGUCGGAAAAUUAAUGAUUUUUAUGUUUUUUUCAAUUAAUUUCAUUCCAUACUUUUGCGACGAAAAAUUCCACUUGAUAUCCACUCGGAAUCAUGCUCUGAAUCAUCCUUCACAGUUUUCGUUACGUUGUCACUAACAGCCUGUGUACGAUGGCGACCCAAAAAUUUAUUUAAUUUUACAAUAAUAUUCGCAUAAUAAAUAAUAAAUACAAUUAAUUUCCAUCAAACAAUUCUGUCCAAUUAGUAUGCACUUAUUAUAAUUAAAUAUGAAUUAUUCAAUUGAAUGCCUUCAACGCAUAAAAUGCCAAGUUAUUGUAAGGAAAUAAUAUUUAUUACAUCAUCUCUAACCACCCUGCAAGGGAUAUACCUCGAAUUUUAUAUACUUAAUUCUGUUCAUAUUACAUCAAUUUAAUGUAAAAAUAAUUGCAUGAUUAUAUUUUAUUAUUAUGUACUAUUUCAUAUUUAAAACGUUUAUACAUUAAUUAUUUAAAAUAAUUUAAAAUUAUGAUAAAAUAAUUUAUGAUAUUAACUUUAAGACUGGUCCGUGUAAGAUUUUAAUUUUUAUUUUGUGAUUUAUUUUUCUUUUUAUAUUAUUUUAUGGUAUUUUAUAUUAUUUUUAUGAUAUUAUGUGAAGGAAUCGGUUGUGUAUUAUGGUUUGUGGUUGAUUAUUUUAUGAUUAAUUUCAUAAUUAUUAUUUUUUUAGAUUUAAUUUGUUAGUGCUAGUGUGCGGGUUCAAAUCCCGUUCGAAACAUUUUCGAUUUAAUAUUCUUUCUCGUGAACAAUUUUGUGUUGGUUUUUAUUUUUUUGUACUUAUGAGAAUAGUUUUUAGUUGUUUCAAAACACACCUUGAUAACAUACAUGUGUAAUUCACACCCGUGAUUUCUAUCGGGGUGAGCAGAGAGGAGAAACCAUAUAAGAUAACUAGUUAGUAACAAAUUUGUUGACAAUGCGCACUUGUCAAAUGUUAAAUUCCACUUGAUAUCAACUCGGAAUCGUGAGCUGAUUCAUGCUCCUAAGUAUUCGUUACGGUGUCACUAAUACCCUGUAUAUAUAUAACUAUAACAGCCAAUAGUCAAUACACUGAUUAUUAUUUAUACCACUUUAAAGCGUCGUCGUAUCCACUAAGCAACAACUGCGCGCAACAUAUAACGCUCAACAUAUACGGCAACACUGAACAACAGCGCACGAUGUUGCCAGCUGAAACGCAACAUGACAAAGUAUUUAUUGCACACCAUAUGGUUAAGGGUGAAUAUCAAAAUUUCAAGUUUGGUGGCGAACUUUCAUAUUAUUUUUUCGUGAAAAAUUCGAUUCCGACAUGAAAAAGGAUAGUUCUAGCUACGAGGUAACUUAACUAUCCUUUUUCAUGUCGGAACCCAAUUUUUUACGAAAAAAAUAAUAUGAAAGUUUGCCACCAAACUUGAAAUUUUGAUAUUCACCCUUAACAGUUGUUAUAAAUAUUAUUAUAGUACAAACAAGAAAAAAUAACAAGUUUUGGCGUCAGAUCUGGCAAAGUUGUUAAACAUAAGUUGCGCGGUAAUUUUCAACAUGUUGUGCGAAAUGUCGCGCGCCAAAUGUUGCCAAGUACUUAUAACGCGGUUUUAAUAUAUUUUUCUUUGUCUUACUGUACACAAGUCAGUGCAAUGAUAACCAAUUUAGAAGUAAGUAUUAUGCUUUGUCAUAGUAUAAUGUCGACACUGGUGCUAAUUCCUGUAAACACCAUCUAAUUUUAUUUUAUGUUAUAGCUGUCAUUUUCUUAUCCGCCGAAAAGGAAAUAGACGGGUGGGUAAUUGAUAGGCAUAAAAUUUAUGGAAAUCACAUCAAUUUUAAACAUUCAACAUUGGCCAAUAACCCGACAGAAUUAAGUUGACAGCACACGUCAAACGGUUUGCAUAUCAAGGAGAUAUCUAUUUGAUUCGCCCGGGUUAUCCAUUCACUCAUUCAUAUGAAGAUUUCAAAUCUGUCAAUCAUCCGUCCCUUUCCUUUUCGGCGGAUAGGAAAAAGACAGAUAUAACCUAAAAUUUGGUGUCUACAGGAAUCAGGGUCAUAGUUCGUGUUACUGAUACCAAAGAUUUUAAAUAAUAAAUAUAAUACGUUUAGAACUGA
Molecule: messenger RNA, 10855 nt
Organism: Pectinophora gossypiella (pink bollworm)
Lineage: Eukaryota; Metazoa; Arthropoda; Insecta; Lepidoptera; Gelechiidae
Gene: Lrrk
Product: leucine-rich repeat serine/threonine-protein kinase 1
Exons: 59
Coding region: 260-7906 (2548 amino acids)
Biological process (GO): protein phosphorylation
Molecular function (GO): ATP binding; protein kinase activity; protein binding
Source: RefSeq, a predicted model, not a curated record